CGCCCGGCGGAGGUAUUACGUCUCGAUGUGUCAGAGGGAGUCAGGGCGAGUCUUGACUGCAGACAUCGUCGAGUAGCAACCAGGAUGCGCAUCAAUAUGAAGAGAAACCUUCGCAUUUCUCCAAACGAUUUAUCAUCGACAAACUUGUGACAGCUCAGAUCAACACACACGAGGGAGACCAGCGAGCAAAGAACUGACGUGACAGUUUUGAUUUUGAGGCCUCUCGACAUUUUUCUGCUCUUCAGUCCUUUUUACUCUAAGAGUCCAUCCUCAGCCCCCGACGUGAACCAACCAUGUCCGGGAAGGAGCGCAGCCCCCGCCACCGGCCGUGGUCGGUCUACCGGGCCAACACGUUUGAUCUCUCAGCUGAGAUGAUGGGGCUGGCUCUCUCGGGCAACAGUCAGGAUCCAGACGAGCCUGUACUGGAGUUCAGUGUGGCCUGCAGCGAGCUGGUCACUCCCUCUCUGGACCGUAAGCCAACCAGCUUCGUCGCCGUCAGCUGCACCACUCCGCCCCAGGCCUUCUGGACCAAGCACGCUCAAACUGAAAUCAUAGAGGGCACCAGUAACCCUAUCUUCCUGAGCAGCGUGGCGUUCUUUCAGGACUCUCUGAUCACUCAGCAGACUCAGGUCAAGCUUUCUGUCUAUGAUGUAAAGGACCGCACACAGGGCACGAUGUACAUGCUUGGUUCGUCCAUGUUCUCUGUGAAAGAGCUGCUGCAGGACAAACACCACAGACUGCACCUGACUCUCAGGUCAGCGGAGAACGAGCGUGUGGGGAACAUCACCGUCAUCGCCUGGCAGAUAGAGGAGAAGCGCGAGCAGAGAGCUCCUGUUGCAAGGUUACAGAGAGGAGACACUGUUAAUGGAAGGAUGGUUCUCCCUGUUGACGAAAGCCUGACUGAAUCCAUGGGUAUGAGAUCCAAGUCUUCAUCUCUGUGUAAAGACCCUCUGCUAAAGGCUGUUUUUGGGGGCGUCAUGUCGCGAACGUACCGGUUCCCCACCACGGACGGCAACCACCUUCGGAUCCUGGAGCAGAUGGCGGAGAGCGCGCUCUCCCUGCAUAUUCCUCGACAGUUUGUGAAGCUGCUGCUGGAGGAAGACGCCGUCAGGGUGUGUGAGCUGGAGGAGCUGGGUGAGCUGUCCGCGUGCUGGGAGAACCUCAGGAGGCAGAUCAUCACGCAGUAUCAGACCAUCAUCCUCACCUACCAGGAGACCAUAAGUGACCUGCACGAAUACAAAGGUCCGUCAUUUAAAUCUAGUACGUUGAAAGCUGAGAGGAAGUUGGAGUUUAUUCCUACUAACCUGCACAUCCAGAGGAUGAGAGUACAGGGAGAGACUGGCUAUGACCGGACAUACGAUGUUGUGACCAUCGGUGCUCCUGCUGCACAUCAUCAAGGCUUUAAAGGCUGUGGCCUCCGAAAACUGCUGCACAAGCUGGAAGAAGCCAGGAAACACACUUACGAGGAGGAAAGCUCUGCAGGCUCUGGCUCUGGCUCUAAAGUGAUGGCGUACCAGCCUCAGGAUGUUGUGAAAGCGAAGGAGCUGAUUGGUCAAAUAAACACUCUGAAGACACAAGUGUGUUACUACACCGAACGUCUGUCUCGAGCCGCCAAGGAGCGCUCAGCCAACGCUCUGGAGAGAACCCUGGCCAUCCUAACAGAGAAGACUCGUCAGUUGGUGACCGUGUGCGACUCCAAGCUGCUGUCCACAGCCAUCCUCGCCCUGGCAGCCGCCCGCCCAGAGUUGACUCAGCGAAGCACCCCAUCCCCGUCCUCCUCCUCCCUCUCACCUUCCUCACGUUCCCCAUCACGCUCCCCCUCCCGCCACCCGACCUCCCCGUCUCGUGCUGCCACCUCGCCCUCUCGCCAUGCGGCUCCACCGGAGGGCAGCGAAGGGAGUAAAAACAAGCGUGCUUCCUUGCAGGCAGAUUUGCACGAGGAGUGGGAGAAGGUUUGGCUAAAUGUUGAUAAGAGCCUGGAGUGUGUGAUCCAGAGGGUGGACCGGCUGCUGCAUCGGGACAAAAUCCAGAGCGACAGCAGCUCUGAGGACGUCUUCCUGCUCGCCAACGAGGAGCCGAGCAGCACUAAGAAAGAUAUCAGCCCAGAGGUAGAAAAGGUGGAAAAGACGUCUCCAGGUGAAUGGAGCGAGGCUUUGUACCCACUCCUCACCACUCUGACGGACUGUGCGUCUCUAAUGAGCGACAAAGCCAAGAAGGCCAUGGUGUUCCUGCUGAUGCAGGACAGCGCCCCCACCAUCGCCAUGAGCCUCACCCUGCAAUAUCGCCGCGACGUCGUCUUCUGCCAGACGCUGACGGCACUGAUCUGCGGCUUCGUCAUCAAGCUGAGGAACUCUCUCUGUGACUCGGGCUUCCUCAGGCAGCUACACACCAUCGGCUUACUGGUGCAGUACGAGGGCCUGCUCAGCACCUAUGGUGAGGAGCUGGCCAUGUUGGAGGACAUGAGCGUCGGAGUGAUGGACCUGAGAAAUGUCACCUUUAAAGUCACCCAGGCAACUACGGGCUUUGCCCCAGACAUGCUGCCAGUGAUCACGGGAAACAGAAGCGGCUUCAACGUCAGGGUCCCGAUGCCCGGUGUGAUGUUCGACACUCUGCCGCGAGAGAUCCAGAACGGGAUGCUGCUGCGCGUACAGCCCGUCCUGUUCAACGUGGGGAUCAACGAACAGCAGACGCUGGCUGAGAAGUUUGGAGACACGUCACUACAAGAGGUGAUCAACAUGGAGAGCAUGACUCGCCUCAGCUCGUACUACGACCAAUUUAAAGAAGUCCUGCCAGAAGACUGCCUGCCUCGCUCCCGCAGCACCACCAGUCUGCCCGAGCUGCUUAAACAGCUGAGCCAGAGCGUGAACGCCAAGAAAAGCAAGAACGUGGAGAUUCUGUGGCAAGCAGCCGAGGCAUGUCGCCGCCUGAACGGAGUGCGUUUCACCAGCUGUAAGAGCGCCAAAGACCGCACGGCCAUGUCCCUGACCCUGGAGCAGUGUCAGAUCCUGCAGCAGGAGCACGCCCUCGCCCCACAGGUCUUCUACCAGGCCUUGGACUGUAUGCGCAGCGAGGGCUGCAGGAGAGAGAACACCAUGAAGAAUGUGGGAUGUCGUAAAUACGCCUUUAACUCUCUCCAGCUCAAGGCCUUCCCCAAACAAUACCGCCCUCCAGAGGGGACGUACGGGAAAGUUGAGACCUAAGCGGACUCCUCGAGGCGGAGGAACACCAAAAGACUGACGGGGAUAAUGAUGAUAGCACCACACGAAAAUACCAAACACAAACUGGAACAACAGCCCUUUGUUUUGUGCUUAGUCACUGUUAAGAUGAUUAAUGUCCAAGUGCCAGUGCUACUGUAGAUUGUUUUAUAGCAGUUUCCCCCUCUCCUCCAGUAGUACUAGACUCACACUUUUCACGGCCACAUCACAGCCAGAAACAGUAACAGUGGAUUUCUGUGUGACAUUGUAGCCAGUGUGCAGACAACACUGUUGGCGCCUGUACCAGUCGUAGCAUCAGGAAGCGUUCAGCUGAGUCAUUUUAACUCGUGUCCCUAGAAAUAAGAUAUGCAGCCAUUAGAAAGAUGAUGUGGGACUCGUGUUUGUGCUUCUCCCUAAUGCUUUUAUUUCAUUUUAUCAGUUUGUCUGUUAAAGAUAAGAAGGUAUUCUGUUUCUUUUCUUAUUAUCAACAAAUCCCAUGCAAAGACCAAAACCAGCAAUGACCUUAUCAAAUGAAUACUGGCUACUGAUUCUGACAGUGCAGAGCUCCAGUGUCCUCCAAAAACUAUAGACCAAAUCAGAGUGACAUCGCUCUAACAACAACAGUCACCCAGUCAGACAACCGGCAGUUGAGUUCAGUUGUGGAGAUAUGUUAAUUUAAUUAUUAAAAUGAUUUCUGUUGUCAUUUUCAGCCAUAGCUGUAACGUUUAAAGAUGAUAUUGUUCGACACUGUAGCCAAACUUGUCUGACUUUCCUGCUGUGCUUUUUUUAUGUACUGUGUUGCUUGGCAAGCAUCUUCCAUAAAUCAAAUCAACCAGUGCGGAAGUUAAACAACAAACUACUGUGGACGGGGGCUGUAGCAAAAUAUAUUUUAGCCAUAUAAAAGAUCCGCCCUAAAAAAUCAGUAUCCAUUUAAGUGUACGCAAUAUUUGAAAAAUAUUUCCACUGCUUUACCUUAGAACCAGAAACUGUGUUUUGCAAAGUAAAAUUACUGCUUUUGUCAAUGUUCUAAAUAUAGCGUACACUUAAACUGAUAUUGAUUUCUUUUUUAUAGGUGGCUAAAAGCCAUCUGAGCCCUUUAAAAAACUAUGUGUGCAACAUAUCCUUAUCCAAUGGUUCGUAUGAUACCUAACGAAUAAGCGCCCCAUGAAUGACAUUACGUACGUAAUGUAAAGUUACAUACCUGAUGUAAAGUUGCAUGGGUUGGGUUUAGGAAAAGAAAAGAUGAUGGACCUUAAAAUAACUCAUUUCUGCCCCGUUUCCACCAAACACUUUCGGUAUGGUACCUUUGGAACCAAAAGUAACCCUUCAGACAUGGUACCUACACCCUAGUGUUUCCACUGCAAACACUCUUAAAUGUGGGCGGGGUUGUUGUCACUCACUGCUCCAUCCAGCACCCACUGUAUUUCCUCUUUUAUCAGUCUGCACCUCGUUUAUCGUCCACAGAACGAGGCUGCAUGCUAACAUUUUCUGAACAAAAUAAAACAGGCUGCAGUGAGAGUCUCUCUCCAUGGGAUAUUUAAAAAUAGCGAGUUUGUGCAUUUAGUCCUUCUCAGGCAAGCUCAGGGGUUUAGUGUUGCUGUAGCCCACAGGAAGGAUGCUCCGCGAUGCUUUUUUUCAUUUUAUAGGCACCCCAACAGAGGGGGGACCAAAAAUGGGGACGGUACGGAACGGUUCCAACUUUUCACAUUGGAAACAGGAAAAAAAAAAGCGUACUGAACUGAACUGUACCGUACUGCUCGGUGGAAAUGGGGCUCUGGUUUCACACUAUUCUGAUCACGAAUAGUGAGAAAGUCCUGUGUUUUUUGACCCAUCCACCACAACAACCUUUCUUAUUAUGCAGACUUCAAGUCUUUGUACUAAUGAAGCUCAGACAGACAGUUGAAGACGAAGUCAUUCACCCUUUGCACACAUGCUCACUCACUAUCUCGAGGUGACAUUGUCUGGGCACAGGGAAACACCUUCUCUCUCACCCUAUCUCACUGCUCCUUAUUUUAAAUAUGGUUCUUUCUCUGCCGUAGUUCUUUCUUGCUGCUGUCAUGCGCACCCUCCCCCUCCCCAUCACCACCUAGACUUUACAGAUUCAUCAGCCUCAUCCACCUCAGCAGCCUCAGAGUCAUCAGCCACCACCACCAGUGUCUAGACUCCAUGUGGGGAUUUAUCUUGGUGCUGCUCAGAUGCCCCUCGAUCACAAAAUAUCUCCCUCUGGUGUCCAAGCGCCAAAGACGUCUGUUAAAUCUUAUUCAGCACAAAUCAUAUGUUAAUCUGUACACUCAUAUUCUGUAUUAAAUAUUAUAUUUGCUUCAUUCUUCUGUCUCUCCUGAUUGAACCACCGUCUUUACUACAAUUUUUUGUGCGUUAUUUUUGUAGGUACAUGUACAAACAGUGCAUGGAAACAACCUAAUUUGUGAGCAGUUUGUUUAGAUUUAUGUGUUCAGGAGCAACAAAGAGGGCAAGGAAGUCCGAAAGUAUUGAGAGCCAAUCAAUGGAUUGCUGGUUUUUGGUCUUUUCAUGGGAUUCAUUGACAAUAAAAACAAUGAAGAAUAAUUUCAGUCUCAUCCUUUAAGGCUACACUAGGCAAAUUUCUGACCUAAAACACUAAGCAAAGCUGCUUUGAGAGCACACAGAUCUUAUUAUAUUGGUCAAGACAAGUUCAGCCUAAUGGUAACAGCAGCAAAAAAGUAUGUGAUUGUCUGGAGAUUACAAAUUGUGACAACAUUUUUUGAGAAAUGAGCGUGUACCUUGCUGCCAUUUGAAGCUGCCUACAUGUGAAGUUGCCCAGUGUAGCUUUGAUUAGACCAGUGGUUCCCAACUGGUGGCUUGUGAUCCAAAAGUGGGUCGCGGGUCCAUUCUUAAUGGACCACAAGUGACUCACAAUCAUGUCGAGUGUUUGUAAGAACACUGAAUUUCUGACAUAGAGCUUUUAUUUUGAAGUGCCGUUUCCUGCUGUAGAGUGAGUUACUAACCGACAUGGCCAAACACAAGUAUGACGCUGAAUAUAUUAAACUGUUUGGACCUUGAACUACUGAGUAAGGAGAAAUCUGGACCCGGGGACUGGACCAGUUGGGAACCAUUGGAUUAAACGAUCAGGUUGUCAAACAAAUGUCUUAGCCUGUUAACAUAUUUCUCUGGACCUAAAGUCAAAGCACUUGUUUUGUAUAUUUUAGUGCUUUUAGCCUGUUGCCUGUUUCCCUCCCACUGUCUCUCCUUCUUCUCGUCUUACUUCUUGAAACACAUAAAUAUUCACCAUAUCACUCUCUACAACAAGCACAGAUCUUAAAGACACAACUAUCUAACGACACUAUCUGGCUUUUGUAUCACAACGAGAUGUCUGAUGUGAUUUCUGAGGUCCUUCUGAUGCUUCGCUGGAGGCUUCGAUGAGGAGCUGGUUCAGUUGUGGUGCAUCGCAUUAUUCUAUAAACAUAUCUACAGAUAUUUAAGACAUUUCUGCAGGUUAUAUGCAGCACUAUAACGGUUCAAUAGCCCUUCAGACUUGCAUUUUUAUUUACGACAAGUGUAUGUUCUCAGUUUUACAGCACUCUUGAAUUAUGCAGAACUUUGUGAUGGAAAUUGAAUAAAAGCUUCGUUAAUUUAACCUGCAUGAAGAUUAAAAAAAACUGCUUUCUACUAUUGCACUUGUAUACUGUUGCAAUCAAGAGUACCCAUGAGCACUUGAUGGAUGUUUUUAGACUGAAGUGAAAUAAUGCAUAUUGCAUUUUUCUACCGACCAUCAACAGCACCUCUUCUGUUGUCAGUUUACCAGCUCUGGGCUCCGAUGUACCUUAUUGUACAAAACUUACAGAGACAGUGGAUUUUAUUUUGAAAAUGUUAUUUUGCUUACAGGUGUUUUUGUUGAUAUGGCUGUUGUUGCCAAAUGUUGUUUUAUCCAUUGUUAUUGAGUAAGUUAGGACCUUGUUCUGAUCAGUUGUGCAUGCACAGAGGUUGGACAGGGGAGUCUAGGAGACGCCUGCACCCCCACAGAGGUACCAAGUGAAACUGGAUGAUUAAUAAAGGC
Molecule: messenger RNA, 7227 nt
Organism: Epinephelus moara (kelp grouper)
Lineage: Eukaryota; Metazoa; Chordata; Actinopteri; Perciformes; Serranidae
Gene: inpp4aa
Product: inositol polyphosphate-4-phosphatase type I Aa
Exons: 24
Coding region: 294-3200 (968 amino acids)
Cellular component (GO): cytoplasm
Molecular function (GO): phosphatidylinositol-3,4-bisphosphate 4-phosphatase activity
Source: RefSeq, a predicted model, not a curated record